AUGCUGUCAACCUUGUCGAGCCACCUCCGCAGUCGUCGCGUGAUCCUCGCAUCACAGAGUCCUCGUCGCUUGGAACUUCUUCGCGAUUGCGGUCUCACAUUCGAGGUAAUUCCAUCCACCUUCGAGGAAAAUCUGCCCAAGGAGCGGUUCCCGACGCCCGACCUCUAUGUGAUCGAGAACGCCAAGCAGAAGGCGCUAGAAGUGCUGAACCGCGUGUCCAAAGACAAGAACGCAGGUGACCAGCUCCCGACAGUCGUGAUCGGAUGUGACACCGUUGUGGUCCAGGACGGAGUGAUCCUGGAAAAACCCAAAGACGAGCAAGACGCCUUCAAGAUGCUGACCCAGCUGUCCGAUCGUCCCCACGAUGUGUUCUCUGGUGUGGCGCUCUUCACCGCUGAGAGGGGCGUGGACAACCCGCACCUCUUUUUCGAGAAGACGAGUCUGGUCUUCGGUCCGCUGGAGCCUGAAGAUAUUCGCGCUUACAUCGCGACGGGGGAGCCGAUGGACAAGGCAGGGUCGUACGGACUGCAAGGUCGAGCACGGUGCUUCGUGCAGGAGGUUCAUGGCUGCACCAACAAUGUAAUUGGCUUCCCGGUGCAACGCUUUUGCAAGGAACUCAAGCUGCUAGCAGCUCGCAACGAACUUUAG
This is a messenger RNA of Phytophthora infestans T30-4, 648 nucleotides long. RefSeq names its product septum formation protein Maf. Lineage: Eukaryota; Oomycota; Peronosporomycetes; Peronosporales; Peronosporaceae. The coding region runs from base 1 to 648 and encodes 215 amino acids. The record is from RefSeq and is a predicted model, not a curated record. The transcript has 4 exons. Gene Ontology annotation, molecular function: nucleoside triphosphate diphosphatase activity.